Sphaerodactylus townsendi is the source of this 3440-nucleotide messenger RNA. RefSeq names its product LDL receptor related protein 3 (gene LRP3). The record is from RefSeq and is a predicted model, not a curated record. Gene Ontology annotation, molecular function: protein binding. NCBI's taxonomy places the organism in Eukaryota, Metazoa, Chordata, Lepidosauria, Squamata, Sphaerodactylidae. Gene Ontology annotation, cellular component: plasma membrane. Bases 289 to 2790 code for a protein of 833 amino acids. The transcript has 7 exons.
CCUCAGAGCCGUCGCGUCACGCGGGGACGGGCCUCAGCGGCAAAGCAACGGCGGCGGUCCUCUGGUCGUGUCCCGUCUCCAGGAUGAGGCCGGCGGCCAUGGGCAGGCGACGGGAUGCUCCGCCGCCGCCGCCGCUGCCCUGCAGCCCGGACGAGGGUCGGCGGGUCCUUUCCCCCCAGCUCGGCGUCGCCGUGAGGGGGGAGAAGCAGCCGUAGCCGCAGCGCAUCUUCUUCCUCCUCCUCCUCCUCCUCCUCCUCCUCGGCUUCCCCCCCGGCGAAGGGACCCGACAUGGACGCGGCGUCCGCAGAACUGCGGCCCCCGGGCCCGUUGGGGUCGCUGGCUGCCAUCUGCCUGGUGAAUCUCUUCUUUUCUGGGAAAAUUGAAAGCGCUGUGCCUUCAUUAGCUUGCAGUGGGAAACCAGAACAGCACACUGAGAGACGAGGGGUCAUCUACAGCCCUUCCUGGCCGUUAAACUAUCCUCCAAAUGUCAACUGCAGCUGGUACAUCCAAGGCGAUCGGGGUGAUGUGAUCACUAUUAGCUUCAAGAACUUUGAUUUGGAGGACUCCCCAAAAUGUUCAGUGGACUGGCUAAUGAUUGGCCCAUCCUCCAAGCGGGAGGAAUACAGAGUAUGUGGAUCCUUCAUCCCUCCUUCUUUCAUCUCUGCCAGGGAUCACGUCUGGAUAGUUUUCCACGCAGAUCUGUCAAGUUCAGGACAGGCUCAGGGAUUUCGCCUUUCUUACAUUCGAGGAAAAACCAGCCAAGCCAAUUGCCAGUCUGAUGAAUUCCGCUGUCUGAAUGGCAAAUGCAUCCCCAGCUCUUGGAAGUGCAAUUCGAUGGAUGAAUGUGGCGAUAACUCAGACGAGAAAAACUGCACCGUUCCCCCAACCGAGCCCCAGUCCAGCAUUUGCCCCCCAGGAACCUUCCAGUGCAGCAUAGCCCAUUCCACUAAGUGCUUGUUAAACGAGCUGAAAUGCAACACGGUCAAAGACUGCAACGAUGGCUCCGACGAGGAAAACUGCCCCGACCUCUCGUGCGGCAAAAGGCUAAGCAACUUCUACGGGUCUUUUGCUUCCCCGGAUUUCUUCCGCUCGGAUCACAGCCGGGCAGACCUCCGGUGCACUUGGUACGUGGACACCCAAGACAACCGCCACGUCCUCCUCCAGCUUGACUUGCAACUGGGCUACAACGACUACGUGAAGGUCUACGACGGGCUGGGGGAGAGAGGGGACAAGCUUAUGCAGACCCUUUCGUACCACAAUAACAGGCACUCCGCGAGCUUGGAGUCUUCCAAGGGGCAGCUGACCAUAGCCUACCAUGCCCACUCAAAGAGCACUGGCCAUGGUUUCAAUGCGACCUACCAGGUGAAAGGCUACUGCCUGCCUUGGGAGCAUCCGUGUGGCAACGACGAGGAGUGCUACACUGACAAGCAGCGCUGCGAUGGUUGGUGGCAUUGCCCCAACGGCAAGGAUGAAGAGAGCUGCCCCGCCUGCCAGAAGAACGAGUACCCAUGCGAGGGAAACAGUGGGCUGUGCUAUUCGUUGCUCGAUCGGUGUAAUAAUCAAAAGAACUGUCCCGAUGGCUCGGAUGAGAAGAACUGCUUCACUUGCCAGCCGGGCAACUUUCACUGCGGCACCAACCUGUGCAUCUUCGAAACGUGGCGCUGUGACGGCCAGGAGGAUUGCCAGGACGGAAGCGACGAGCACAACUGCCUGGUGAUUGUGCCCAGGAAGGUCAUCACGGCGGCUCUCAUCGGGAGCCUGGUCUGCGGGUUGCUCUUAGUGAUCGCUUUGGGAUGUGCCUUUAAGCUGUACUCGUUACGAACCAGGGAAUACAGGGCAUUUGAAACCCAGAUGACCCGUCUGGAGGCGGAGUUUGUGAGACGUGAAGCUCCACCUUCCUAUGGACAACUGAUUGCACAGGGACUUAUUCCGCCAGUGGAAGACUUCCCCGUUUACAAUGCAUCACAAGCCUCCGUUCUGCAGAACAUCCGGAUAGCAAUGAGGAGGCAGAUGAGGCGCCACUCGUCACGACGCAGCUCCUCCCGCCGGCGCUUGGGCAGGCUGUGGAACAGAUUCUUUCACAGGCCGCGAGCAAGAGGCCAGAUCCCACUUUUGAACCCCACUCACACCUCACAGACAGUGCUGGGAGACGGGAUCAUAAACCGCACAGACGGAGCGACCGCACAAAGCCUCCCGCCUUCUCCCGAAGGAGCUAACAUCGAAACAGAGACCUGCAGUCCAGAUCAGGAACGCCAGGGAUCCGAAAGCAGCAGUUUGCAGCCAGGGACAGAAGCUGCGGAGUUGUUGCCCGCUGACGUUUUGUCGAACGCUGACACAGCUGCCUCGGCAGACUCGGAGGACAGGCCCAGCGAUAAGCCUGCGAGUGCUGAAGCCACCUCUAGCGACGAGGCUAGGCAAGCCAGCAAGGUUGAUUCAGGAAGAACAUUUAGGGACCCUUUGUCGGAAAGGGUUACGGAAAUGCACCCGGGUGGGGGGUCGGUACCCAGACGGACAGUUGCAGAGAACCAAAGUUCAAACAGGAGUCACUUGCUGAGUGAAGAGCCAUGUACGCUGCCCUGUAAAAAGUGGGAGUCAAUGUACUCUGACAGCCCACUGAAUGUUCCCAUCCAGGUGGAGGGCCAACGCUGCUGUUGUCCGCAUUCAUAUCACGAAGAACCAUUGGGCAUUCACCCAGCUUGUUGCCAUUCCAUGGAAGUGCCAAUACUAGAAUCCCCUCCCCACCUCUCAGAAAUCAGCCCCAGCGAUGACGAGUCUUUACUGGUUUGCUGAUAGACUCGUGCUGGACUCUGACAGGCUUUUGUGACCUUUUUCUAUUAUGUUGUGAUGCACACCAUUGAUAACCCAAAGGAAUCCGCCUCCUUUGCUGUCUCUUACAGGUCAUUAAUCCCCGGGGGGGGGGGCUGAAAACACAGUGAAAUUUAAUAAGAUAAACUCAGUCCCUGCAGUCCACGGGAGUGUAUUUCAUAUGAUCACAUUUCAAAAACGGAUUUGGUUUUAAAACAUGCUUUACAUGACAGAUGAAGUCAUUGUUCUCCAAAGGGCUCACAAUCUGAAAUGUCUUACCAUCUUAUAAUGUACCCUUGAUGUUAUCCCAGGGAGCAAUCUAGCUACCGGGCCAAAGUCAUAAAAUGAUAGCUUCUGUGGCACCUUAAAGGACAGCUAUUUUAUUGUGAUGUAAACUUUUUGCAGACCUAAUUCUGCUUCGUCAGAUGCAUGAAGUGUUAUCCUCAGUUGGCAGAUGUAUUUGUGUGUGAGUGCAGAGAAAGCAGCUGUAGGGGCAAGUUCCCUUCUUGGGGAGGCCAGUGGAGAGCCAGCAUGGCAUAGUGGUUAAGAGCAGGUGGAUUCUAAUCUGGAGAACUGGGUUUGAUUUUCCACUCCUCCACCUGAGUGGCGGAGACUUAUCUGGUGAACCAGAUGUG